AUGGGUGCAGAGAGCAGCGCGGCGCGGGGCUGCGUCCUGGAGGAGCCGCUGCUGACCCUCCCCUCCGGACUCACCAUGUACUCUGCCAUGCUCCAGGAUGGGAAGCCUGCUUCCGUGUUUGUUUACAAACGUGGCAAUGAGGACAAAGUCAACAAAGUGGCUAAGCACCUGAAGACCUUGAGGCACCCGUGUCUGCUGCGCUUCCUGUCCUGCUCGGUGCAGGACGGGGGGGGCAUCCACCUGGUGACAGAGCGGGUGCAGCCGCUGGAGCUGCUGCUGGACAGCCUGUCGCCGGAGGAGGUCUGCGCCGGCAUCUACGACCUCCUGCAGGCGCUGGUGUUCCUGCACGAGAGGGGCAAAUCGAGCCACAACAACGUCUGCAUUUCAUCUGUGUUCGUCAGUGAGGACGGUCACUGGACACUGGGCAUGAUGGAGACUGUCUGCAAGUUCUCUGAAGCAACACCUGAGUUUCUCGCAAGCAUUCAGAAUGUGAGAGAAGCCAGCUGGGUUCCUCCAGAAGAAAAGGUUGAGGGCUUCAAAAUGCUGCCGGAUAAAAACGCUCACUCUCGAGACUGUUACUCUUUUGGAAUGAUGUUGGAGACCCUCGUCUCUCUCCUGAAUGGCUAUGUGUCCCAGGAGCUGUCUGACAGUCUGAAGCAGACCCUGCAGGUCGGCCUGCUGAACUCUGACCCCUUGUGUCGACCCCCACUCAGCUCCCUGCUGACUCAUGACUUUUUCAGCAAUGACUUCCUGGACGUGAGGAACUUCCUGAAGAGCCUGACCUUGAAGACGGAAGAGGAGAAGAACGAGUUCUUUAAGUUUCUUCUCGACCGGGUCCAGAGUCUGUCUGAGGAGCUGAUAGCGACGCGUCUUGUCCCCAAACUCCUCAACUCUCUAGUUUUUGCUGAACCCAUGGCUGUCAAAAGCUUCCUGCCUCAUCUGCUAAAGCCAAAGAAGGACUCCAGUGGCGGCGGUGGUCACGAUGAUGAAUGCCUGCUCUCUGUGCCCCUGUACCGUAAACAUGUGGUUCCUCAGCUGCUCAAGCUCUUCAAGGUCAACGAGGAACACGUCCGGAUCGUGUUGCUGACUCACAUCCACAUCUACGCCGAGUUCUUCUGCCACGAUGAGCUCAAAAACCACAUCCUACCUCAGGUUUUGUUAGGAAUGAGGGACACCAAUGACUCGCUGGUUGCCAUGACGCUGCAGAGUCUGGCGGUGUUGGUGCCGUUGCUCGGAGCUCAAGUGGUGGUCGGCGGAGAGAGGACGAAGGUCUUUAAACGCACCACACCCAACUUCACCAGGUCCACAGAGGUCACCCCUGAGACCUCUCCUGUCCAUAUAUUCGGAGGCUUCCACCCUCAACUGGCCCAGCCUUCAAAAGUCUUGAAUCUGUUCCCCAGACCAACAGGGACUGAAGGCCCGGUGCUCGGGCACAUCGGUAACUUAAAGGCUUGUGUGGAGACUCCAAGAAGUUACCCUCUGCCUCCAAAAUCAGACGUCAGCAGACAGAUGUCUCUACCUUUGAACGGCUUUCAUCAGGAAGCCGAGGUGGAGUCCUUCAGCCCAGAGAAGGCUGUCAGACUGAGAGAAGGUCCAGUGGAGGACUGGCCCGACUGGAGCGACCCUGAGGAGAGUGAGGGCAGGGGGGGGCAGUCGGUCCAGAUCCACAUCCAGGCCUCUGAGAGAGAGGAUCCCGUCAGCAGCAGACUGCCGCUCUCAGCCGCGGAGCAGGAGCCGUGGGAUGACUUUGAGGACACUGAAGCCACCUCAGAUCUGUCCCCCACAGCUCCUUUAUCAGUCAUACUAACACCACCCAGAGGGGGCCCUACCACACCUGUACUACACUCUCCUGAAACACUGAUUGUGGCUCAAUCCAAACCCUUCAAACUGACCUCAGCCCAGCGACCAUCCACACAGAGCAAGACCUCCUUGGACGAAGGCUGGGCUCAAGAGGAGACAGACUUGGAGUUAUCACACCACCCGAAGCAUAAAGCGCCAAAGAAGAGCCGGGGGGGGGGGGGUCUGGGGGAGGAGUUCACCAUUAAAGUGAAGAAAAAGGAGCAGCCUGACCCGGAGCUGGACCUGUUUGCAGACAUGGUGCCGGACAUCCAGCUGUCCUCUGCUGCCUCUCCAGAAAUCACCUCAUUUCUGCAGGACUCAAUCAUCGACACGGUCACACUCACUGCCAAGUUCGCUGUUGCCAACCUGACGGAGACGGAAGCAGAAGGCUGGGGAGACGACGACGACGACGACCUGAACUGGGAGGAGAGCGUCUGGUGAGGACGUUUCCUGUCGUCUGGAGCAAAGACUUUAAAACUCUAAUCUUGAAAGCUGCUCCAGUUCUGUUUGAACAGCAUGAUGCAGUCACGGCUGAGACUCUUUAUAGCCCAUCCUGUUGGUUCCUGGACGUUUAUCAUCAGUCUGUUCAUUCAGAUAACCAUUUGAACUGGAAGCUCAUCACAUUGUGCUGGACUUUUGAAGCCAUCUUUUUAUUGUUUGAGUUAAAUGAGGAUCUGAAUCAGGUCUUUUUUUUUUUUUUGGACUACUUUUUCUUUAGUGCCAACUUCUUUACUGGCAUGAAAAUCAAAAUAUACUUUUUGGCAAACAGUACUCGGCCAAAAAGUGUCGCACUUUGAAUGAAUGUGGAACAGAAAUUACGUAAUUUAUUAGCUCUUUGGUUUCUGGUGAAGUAAAGAUUUUACUGUAUCAUAUGACCCUGUUCUGUUUUAUAAGACUUUUUAUAGAUAUAUCUCAUUAAGUAGGAAUAUUAUAUUAUAAGUACUUUAAGGAAGCAGUUAGACAACGCCCUCGAGCCAAUAUGGGUGCUCAAUAGACUCCUGUUUGACUAAGUGCUAAAUAAAUACAAGUGAACAAUUAUCUGUAAUCAAACAAGUUUAAUAAACAAAACAAAAAACAACCGGUUUAAAAGCUGAGACUUUACAGCAGCAGACAAAGGGUUUCACAGACUGUGUUUAAAUAGUUUUUCUAUAUAUGAAGUAAAACAUCUGGGGCUAGCUUGUGUGUGUGGCUGUUCUGAUGUGUGUGAGGAUGGUCUGGAGCUCCUGCAGUCUGGACUCCAGCCAGGGUGGAGGUGUUGGAGGAGAGGUGCGUUCUGUGAGAGCCUGCAGAGCUUUCAGAGCGCUCUCAGCGGUGGUGACGUAGCGGCUGAACUCCUCCUCUGCACAAAACUCCUGCCGAGCUUUCUUUGGACACGGCUGAGAGAGAGGAGGAACGACAUACAUCCAUUAUCUAAUUCUCACAACAUGAUUUAGUUUGACAUGAAUCGAGGCAGGAUCGCUUGUACAAAUGAAAUGGUGACUUGCUGAGCAGGACGUUAUGUAAUAAUCUGACAGAAGUAUUUUGCUAAAUAAAAAUACUAUUUUACUUGUUACUG
Messenger RNA from Gymnodraco acuticeps, 3394 nucleotides. It is a transcript of the gene scyl3, whose product is annotated as SCY1-like, kinase-like 3. The record is from RefSeq and is a predicted model, not a curated record. Gene Ontology annotation, molecular function: protein kinase activity; ATP binding. Gene Ontology annotation, biological process: protein phosphorylation. Lineage: Eukaryota; Metazoa; Chordata; Actinopteri; Perciformes; Bathydraconidae.